ACCCAGGGUCUGGUUUGGGCAUGAGUGUAGAGGACGGGGGUAUGCCAAGCCUGGGCCGUCCCAGGCAGGCCCGCUGGACCCUGAUGCUACUCCUGUCCACUGCCAUGUAUGGUGCCCAUGCCCCAUUGCUGGCACUGUGCCAUGUGAACGGCAGAGUGCCCUUCCGGCCCUCUUCAGCUGUGCUGCUGACUGAGCUGACCAAGCUACUGUUGUGCGCCUUCUCCCUCAUGGUGGGCUGGCAAGCAUGGCCUCAGGGGGCCCCUCCAUGGCGCCAGGCUGCCCCCUUUGCGAUAUCAGCCCUUCUCUAUGGCGCUAACAACAAUCUGGUGAUCUAUCUUCAACGUUACAUGGACCCCAGCACCUACCAGGUGCUGAGCAAUCUCAAGAUUGGAAGCACGGCCCUGUUCUACUGCCUCUGUCUUCGGCACCGCCUCUCUGCACGCCAGGGAUUGGCACUGCUGCUGCUGAUGGCAGCAGGGGUCUGCUAUGCAGCUGGUGGUCUCCAAGACCCUGGAAGCACCCUUUCUGGCCCCCUGCCAGCAGCUGCUGCUGGCCCCAUGUCCCUGCAUAUCACUCCACUGGGACUACUGCUUCUCAUCUUGUACUGCCUCAUCUCGGGCCUGUCGUCCGUGUACACAGAGCUGCUCAUGAAGCGACAGCGGCUGCCUCUAGCACUUCAGAACCUCUUCCUCUACACUUUUGGUGUGCUCCUGAAUCUGGGUCUGCAUGCAGGUGGCGGCCCUGGCCCCGGCCUCCUGGAGGGUUUCUCUGGUUGGGCAGCGCUUGUGGUGCUGAGCCAGGCGCUAAAUGGACUGCUUAUGUCAGCAGUCAUGAAGCACGGCAGCAGCAUCACACGCCUCUUCGUUGUGUCCUGCUCCCUGGUGGUCAACGCCGUGCUCUCAGCAGCCUUGCUGCGGCUGCAGCUCACAGCUGCCUUCUUCCUGGCCACGCUGCUCAUUGGCCUGGCUGUGCGCCUGUACUAUGGCAGCCGCUAGUCCCUGACCACCUCCACCAGGACUCCUGACCCUGUAGAUUGGGUGCCACCUCCGAGGCCUCCCCACCCUUCUUCAGCAGCCAGCCCCGUAACAAGUGCCUUGUGACAAACGCUGGGGAAGUGGGAGCAGCCAGGUUAGUCUCUGGAGGUGGGUGGAGGAAAGGUUACCCCAGGAAACGUGAAAACUGGAUUUGCCCCAAGGUUCUUCUAGAAUAAAGAAAUGGGAGAGCAUGAAUACCCCGGCCUUAGAAGUGACUCCUCCCCAGUGGAUCUCCACGUCAUCCUGCAUGAAUGCAGUUGCUUCAAGUGGGGUGCAGGCAAUAGUUGGCUUUCCUUGCCUCCUGUGGUCACCCCAGCAGACCCAUUGCCCUGGUACUGGCUACUCCAGACCCCCUGUGGUACGUGACUCCCCCAGAAGAGCUAUCCACCUCAACUAUAAUGCAGGAAAGCCCAACUGCCAUAGAUUAUACACCCGUCAUCCAGGCUACUCUUCCAAACUCCCCUUGCUCCAGUGGCACCUGGAGACAUUGCCCCCUGCUCCCUCAACAGCGCUGCUCUCCACACACACCCAGCCUUUUCCUGGAGACCCCAGAGAGGGCUGGAGCUUGACUCAUCUCAGGGAAUGUUGCCGCUGGGCCUUGGCUUAAGGCUACACUCCUGACCUCUCUCCUCACCCCAAAGGCCCUCUCAAAACCCACUGUCCCUUCUACAGCUCCUAGGAGGUACCAUUUUUCUCACUCUGGGUCCUGCCCCUGUCUAGCAGUGUCCCAGCUCUCAACAGCUUAGGGAAGCUCUAAAAAGAGUGACCUGGCACCAGGCACAGGGAUAUUUGGUGUAGUUCAAUCAGUGUCUCUCUAACUGUAAGCAAUAAGGUCUGAAUAAAAUGUUCUGGGGUGCAGUGGUUCCUGCAAUUGGC
Hyaena hyaena (striped hyena) is the source of this 1910-nucleotide messenger RNA. It is a transcript of the gene SLC35A4, whose product is annotated as solute carrier family 35 member A4. The record is from RefSeq and is a predicted model, not a curated record. Gene Ontology annotation, biological process: pyrimidine nucleotide-sugar transmembrane transport. The transcript has a single exon. Lineage: Eukaryota; Metazoa; Chordata; Mammalia; Carnivora; Hyaenidae. The coding region runs from base 21 to 995 and encodes 324 amino acids. Gene Ontology annotation, molecular function: pyrimidine nucleotide-sugar transmembrane transporter activity. Gene Ontology annotation, cellular component: Golgi membrane.